Molecule: messenger RNA, 1748 nt
Organism: Lineus longissimus
Lineage: Eukaryota; Metazoa; Nemertea; Pilidiophora; Heteronemertea; Lineidae
Exons: 5
Coding region: 14-691 (225 amino acids)
Cellular component (GO): cytoplasm
Molecular function (GO): calcium ion binding
Source: RefSeq, a predicted model, not a curated record
GUGGCCAACAUACAUGAAAAUGCCGAAGGGUAAAAAAAAAGGCAAAGGGAAGGGGAAAAAGAAAGGCAAGAAGGGUAGUGCUGGCAAGAAAUCAACGCCAGAGACUGUCCCAAUCGAUCCCAUCAAGCCUCAGUUCGUUGCACCCCUUCUAAGACCAGGAGAAACACUCUUGAAGGUGCUGACAACUCAUCAGGUUCAAGAAAAGGAGAUCCACAACUUCAAAGUGAGCGUGAAAGUACUGGAAGAAUUAACUCCACAGGAAAUCAGAGAGCUUCGCACCGUGUUUGAAACAUUUGAUGGGAACAUGGAUGGGUUUUUGAACCCGAUCGAAUUAAGAAAUGCCAUGAAGGUUCUUGGUUUCAAGGUUACAAGGGACGAAGUGAAGGACAUGUCUUCAGAGUGCACGAAACGAGGAAUGUGCGACUUCAGUGAGUAUCUCGGCUUCGUCAUAGAAAGACAGGGAGACACUCGAGACAUCCAGGAGGAGAUACUGAAGGGUUUUAAACUCUUGGACUUUGACAACUCGAGCAAGAUUACUCUUGAAAAUUUAAAGCAGGCGACGCACGAAACUGGAGUCGCAUUCACAGAGGAGGAUUUGAAGGACAUGAUAAUGGAAGCUGACACAAACGGAGAUGGCGUUGUUGACAAAGAUGAGUUCAUCCGGAUCAUGCUGCAAACGAAUCUGUUUUAGCUGUCAUCAGAGACUAUUCAGUGAACUGUGAGGUAUUUCAUAUUAAAGGGGGACUAUAGGCAGGAGUAGGGGGGCUAAUUUGGCCAUCUUCAGGUGACAAAUAUACACAGUGAUGGUACUGGGUCAUGUCAGAUUCAGAACUAAAUAUAUUCCUCUUACAAGCACAAAUCAUUCGACGUACUGUGAGAUGUGAGAGACCCCUAUUGACGACUUGAUGUCAAUUUAUCUUGCCUACCUAGCUACUGCCUAUAUUGUCCCUUUAAGUCUUUUAUUUUCAGCGUCCAAGUAUUUUCUGGAUCACGAUGCAAAUAGAAUGUUAAGAUUAUUGAUCUAAUCACCCUGAAGAAUCAGCUCCCCAGCUGAAUGAGAAUCAUAUCCUAAUCUUGUGUAUUCAGUGCAGACAUUCAACUUACCAAGCAGCCUGCCCUGGAAAGUGUAAUGCUGUAAAAAGUGAAACUGUUGUACAUGAAAAGUAUCAAAAACAUUGUCAUAUCAUGUGCAAGUCAGACUCAGCAUUGCAAUACAUGUCUGUGGUACACAAUCCGAUAAUGACUGCUUCAUUAACCAGGCUUGGCACUGUACUUAGUUAGUGUAGUCAGUUUGUAACAGGUGCCGAGUACUGGUUUUGCCAAGAUUCGAAUAAGCUCUGAAUUGGACUUUGGAAGUGAUGACAUUCAGUGUUUUCAAAAGCUGACUUUCACUCGUCUUGCUAUGGCAUUGUUUGUCAAAGCUAAGUCAUUAUGACAUUGUAUGAAUAGAAUUUCACAUUAAAAUUUCACAAUAAAUGGCAAGAUUGAACAUGUGUGGCUGAUACCUUGUCACAGGUUUUUUAUGUGAAAAGAUCACAAUGCCAAUGGCCUUGUUGGUAACUCAUUUCUAAAAAAUUAGGAUCCGUCCAUUUUAAUUUGAAGUCUUACUAUUUAGUUGUGAUCAUGACGAGAACGAGAUGAUAUGUUUUGUGUUUUUCACAUGUGUUGUGAUCAUGAGAACGAGAUGAUGUGUUUUGUGUUUUUCACAUGUGUACGUAUAUUUUUAAUAAAAGUUUAUAAAAAGAAAA